Molecule: messenger RNA, 1025 nt
Organism: Asparagus officinalis (garden asparagus)
Lineage: Eukaryota; Viridiplantae; Streptophyta; Magnoliopsida; Asparagales; Asparagaceae
Product: F-box/kelch-repeat protein At3g24760
Exons: 2
Coding region: 22-663 (213 amino acids)
Molecular function (GO): protein binding
Source: RefSeq, a predicted model, not a curated record
GUUGUCGCGCGGGCCCGAUUCAUGCGGCAUGCUCGUCGACAUCGAGGAUACGGCUCGCUUGUUGAGAUUUAUGAUCCGGCGAUGGAUACUUGGGAGCUGGGGCCGCCUUUGCCGGCCGAGUUUAGGUCGGGGAAUUCGUCGCAAUGGAUUUGCUCUGCGAUGAUGGAGGAUUCGCUGUUCUUCGUGUUUGGGAUCUUUUCAAGUAUUUUAUCGGCGUUUGAUCUGAGAACGAGAUCUUGGAGCAGAGUUGAAAUUGUUCGGCCGCCUGGGGUUUCGUUCUCCUUCUUAAUCGCCCGCAGAGAUCGACUGGUGCUUGCAGGGCUUUGCAAUGCGAAUCUCGUUCUCUGGGACGUCAACUAUAAGAGCUUCGCUUACAAAAGAAUUGGCGAGAUGCCAAGAGAUUUAAUGGUUUGUUUGUUCGAAAGUGAAGAUGAUGAUGCGAAAUUUGCGAGCUUGAAGUGUGUAGGGCUCGGUGGGUUGAUUUACGUGUUCAACGAGGAUCACCAUAGAGGUUACCCAGCUUGUGUCUGUGAGAUUGGAGAUGAUUCUGUUUGCAAAUGGAGGAAAGUGCCACCAUUGCCGGGACCUGUGAAUAGAUUUCACAAGGUGAUUGCUUUCUGCUCUGGGGUUUCAUUGCACCCUGUUGUUGCUGAUGAUUGGUAGAUUGAUUUCAAAAUAAAGUGGGUAAGUUGCAGAGAACCCCCCUCGUCCAUAUUUUCAUUAGCACUUAAUUGCUACUCAGCUAUUUUAUAUUAGUAUAUAACGCCCUUAUAUCGAUGCUUCUAGAGAAAUAAAAUAGCUGAGGAGUGAUAAUUGGCUAAAGAUAUAGUUGAGCGGGUUCUUUGCAAUUUACCCAAGUUGGUAUAUUAUUGAGGUGAGAAGUUACUAAUAUCCACGGCUGUAAUUCGUAAAUGUUGUAAUUGUUUGUGCAAUAUAGUUUUCUAGUUACCGCAUAGAAGAAAAUUUUUGUGUGACAAAUGCAUGUGGAAUUGGAUAAAUUAGACGAAAAGGUGGGGACAAUGAAA